Molecule: messenger RNA, 1193 nt
Organism: Emiliania huxleyi CCMP1516
Lineage: Eukaryota; Haptophyta; Isochrysidales; Noelaerhabdaceae
Exons: 7
Source: RefSeq, a predicted model, not a curated record
AUGAGCAGCCCGCGAACCAACUCCCAGGCAAGAGCCUCAGGGAAGCGCCGCUCGCGCCUGAACCCGAGCUCUCCAGCGGUCCUCAUCGCUGUCGCAGUCCUCAUCUGUACCGUCCUUCGCAUUUACUGGUUCAGUGACUGGUCUCACUCGUACCUGCUCGCGCUGCACUCUUCAGCUGGCAACCGGCGGAACAUGACGGCUGCGUGGAACUCGGAGUGGAAGCGGCACGCGCGACACUUCCCUUCCGCCUUCGAGGCGAGCCAGCGCGUCGGACGCACCGCCGAACUCUUCGCGGCCACGUUCGCAGUCGCUGCGCCACACGCGACCGUGCCGCGGGUCGAGGAGUCGGCCAUGGAGUGCUCGAGCUACGCGGGCCCGAUGUACUUCCCGUACGGCGGCAAGGCCAAGCACGCCAGCCGCGUCAACACUGCCUGGCUCCUCGCGCUCGACGUCGACCGGCUGCUCCACUUCUUCCGCGUGACGGCGGGCCUGCCUCCGCUCAAAGCGGCGCCGGCGUACGGCGGCUGGGAGAGCGGCGGCUCGGGCCUACGUGGCGAGUUCGUAGGCCAUUACUUGCACGCCGCCUCCGCCGCCGCUGCAUCGACGGGGAACGAGACGGAGCGAGCGGCGCUGCUCGCCCGCUGUGGCGCGGUCGUGCGAGGGCUCGCCGAGUGUCAAGCCAAGCUCGGCGCCGGAGGCUACGUCUCCGCCUUCCCCGAGGCCGAGUUUGCUCUCACGGAGGCGGGCAAGCCGCCCGGGCCUUGGGCGGGCAAGCCGCCCGGGCCUUGGGCGGGCAAGCCGCCCGGGCCUUGGGCGGGCAAGCCGCCCGGGCCAUGGGUGCCCUACUACGUCAUGCACAAGCUCCUCGCCGGUCUGAUUGCGCACCGGCAGUUGUGGCCGAGCACAACGUCGGGCGCUGCGGCCUUGACCGUCGCGCUGCAGCUGGCGUCGCACCUUCGCGGGCGUGCCGAUGCGAUGUGGCGUGUCGACGCGAUGUGGUCUGCGGGCGGCCGUGAGCGGUGGGAGGACUUCAUCAACCAAGAGGUUGGCGGCAUGUCGGAGGCGCUGGGGGACCUCUCUCUUCUCUCGGGCGAUCCGGCGUGGGCAAGCCUCGCGGCCAGAUUCGAGCGGCCGUGCUUCAUUCGCCCGCUCGCCCUCGCAGCCUCCCUCGCCGCGCCGCUCGACGACGCGGC